This is a messenger RNA of Trichobilharzia regenti, 3279 nucleotides long. NCBI's taxonomy places the organism in Eukaryota, Metazoa, Platyhelminthes, Trematoda, Strigeidida, Schistosomatidae. The record is from the annotation of a GenBank genome assembly.
AUGGAAAAUGAUCAUUUGUCUCAUUCCGCCAACUCCUCAGAAGAUGUUUGGCUGCCUCGUUCUUCAUGUCCAGUAACUUCAAGUGAUUCGGAGCGGAAUCAUAAUAUCAGCGAAUUUGGCUUGAGAACAAAUCUUGAUGAAACCAGCUCUCAUUUAGAGAAAGCAAACAGUAUCCCAAGAAGUUUACGGUCGUUCUUACGUAAAGCUGCCAGUCUGAAGGAAUCUUGUUCGGUGUCAUCAACCAAAUGUUCUGUAUUUUGUCUCGAUGGAAGGUGCCUUAGAUUUAAUGUACAUAAACUUGCUCUUGGACGUCAGCUUUUGGAUACAGUUUGUCAAUACUUAGAGAUAGAAGAGUCGCAGUACUUCGGUCUAGUAUUUUAUUUGAAUCGUAAAGCUGACAGGAACUCAGUUUUGGGAACAUGUCAAAAUGAAGAAUCAUCCAGUGGAAAUAAUCAAGAUGGUCUUGACAAGUCAUUUCGCAUAUCUUCGUCAUCAUCUUCAAUCAAUAACUCCUACUCAACUAGGUUCUGUGGCUGCCCUUUGACAAAUUCAUUUAACCCGUGUAAAGUAUAUUCUUACCAUAGUACGUAUCCUGGCUUCAAUCCAUUUUUUAUCGAUGUUCCUUUCUGGUUGGAUACAGAAAAACGAAUAACUGAUCAAUGUCAUGGUAAUAAAUUAAUAUUUUACUUCCAAGUGAAAUUUUAUCCUCAGCAUCCGGAUCGUGUUUUCCAAUGUCCAAAGUCUAGACAUCAGUUCUGUCUUCAGUUAAGACAACAUUUAUGUAUAGGACGACUAUUAUGCUCAUUUGAAACUCAUGUAAUAUUGGGUGCUUUAAUAGCUCAAAUGGUAUUAGGUGAUGCUAUAAAAUAUCAACGUUCUCAUAGUGCUCAUUUAAGCUGUCGUUCAAUACAUUGUGCUGAAUCAACAUCACAUGCCUAUUCACGACAACAGUCAACUUCACUAACCCAUAGUCUUUCAUCUGCUGAACGUGGAUGUAGCCUAGCUGAACCUGAACAUAGUGACAGUAGUAUAAUAUGGGAUUCACAGAAAGAUGGCAAAAGCAAUGAAGUCAAAUAUCAUCAUCACCAUCCAUCGUCUUCAGUGAAUAAAAGGAAUACAUUCAGCCAUAUUGGUUGUAGUUGUUCAACUCAACAGAUUGACAAUACGAGUAUGAUUUACUUACAGUGUUUACCGCAUUUAGCUCGAGGAUCUGUAACUUCAUCAUCUAUUAUCCAUCAGAGUACAUAUGAUAUAACAUCAAACAGUCGACCAAGUUUAUCGUCAACUGCAAUGUUUAGCAAUAUUGAAGAUGUACUUUUAUCUCCACUGGCAAAUAAUUUUAGUCCUGGAUGGCCUUAUCCAAAAUCAAAUUGUCAAUACUGUCCUGUAUUGCUAUCGCGUAUCACUCGCCUGCAUCGAAAGUUUAGAGGUAUGCUUCAAGAAGAUGCUGAAAAGUCAUUUUUAGAAAAUGUGAAAAAAUUGGCAUUUUAUGGCGUUGAAUUACAUCCUGUGAAGAAAUUUCAUGCUACCUACAUGUCAACCGGGUCUUUCAAAAAAUUAACUAAAAAAUUGGUUCGUUCAUUUUCUGAUCGUUCCAAAACUAGUCCUACUGAAUCUUAUCAUAAUUAUACUGAUGAAUAUUUAAUGAAUGGAUCUAAUCAAACACUGAACUCCUCUAGCAAAGGCAAUAAAUCGUUAUCGAAAUCUAGUAUUAAAUCGUCUUUACAGAGAUUAUUUAACAUAAAACGUGGCUCCGCGUUAUUUCCGUUCGCCUUUAAUGAUUUCCCAAAUUUUGAUUUCUCUUUGGGAGUUUAUCAUGCUGGUGUAUUCCUUCAAUGGGGUCAUUUACGCCUGUCACAUUAUACAUGGUCACAAAUUGUCAAAGUGUGCUAUCAUUCAGAUGAGUUCUCUAUUGUGGUAAGAGAUAAUAAAAUUAAAUCAUCUCCCACUCGCCGAAUUCUGCUUACAUGUAAAUUUGCUUGCCGAAAAUUAGCUAAACGUUUUUAUAGAACCUGUGUUGAACAUCAUAUAUUUUUCAAAAUGCAUCAAAAUCGUUCGUUUCUGUCGAAUACAAUUAAAGAACAGCUGUUGAAACCUCAGUCUCUUAUCCUACCUAUACGUCAAAACUUACGAAUCGGUGAUGAAUCGAAUCCUUCAGUAUCUAUAAAUGGACCGUGUAGUAUUGAGUAUUUAUCUGUCAGUAAUUUACAGUCACCGAAGUUACCAACGACGCCUACACGAUCGGAAUCAGAAAUAGCCGAAUUCAUUACUUCAUCAAAUAAUGAAGUAAAUCAUGACCUUCCUACACAAUCUAUACACCAUUCACAAGUGGAUACACAACCUCAGAUGAACUUAUAUACCAUUGAAAAGACGUAUUCCACUGAACACUUAGUGCCAUCUACUUCUUAUGCUGCACUGUCUGCUAGGAAUGCUGCAUGUUUCCAACUUGAUACUGACUUAGGCAAUCAUAUUACCAGUAGUCCACUGAAAUGUUCCAGUCGGGUAAAUAUCUUAAACGUCAACGCUGAAGAUGAUGAUCACUACAGAUCUCCAGAAAUUCAAUUCUAUGAAUGUAUGCAUAUAUCAGAAGGCUUGAAUUUAAAUCCUGAAGAUCACGUGCAUCAAUCCACUCCAACUCCGGCUAACACACAGUUAUCAUUCAGUCUGGAGGAUGAUGCUGUCAAUGAUUCAUUACUCAUGCCGCCAGAAAAUUCCAACUUCGAAUCAUCUUCUAAUGAAGUUUGUGAAACUUUAUUAAACUGCAGAAUUUCUAAUCUGCAGUCAGCUGAUACAGAUUCAUUAAACUGUGACAGUUGUCUACCUACUGGUGUAGGUCACUGUUUACCAGCUUUACAGAAUGUUUCAGCCUGUACGCCUUCUUCACAAAUUACAGCAGAAAAUUCUAUAGAUCCGUUAUGGUUCAAUGUAUAUCCAUCAAUCGAUUUCAAGUUAUUGGAUAGGAUUAUUUCACCAACCUACAGGUCGAUUAUUUCGCCUAAUGGUCAAAUUAUUCGUUUAACAUCAGGGAAUGACUCUAAUCAUGUACAGCCUUCUACAUCGUCUACACUUCCGUGCAGUUUUCUUCAUUUGAAUUCAAAUGAUAAAGAGGCAACAUCAUAUUUCCCUAUACCGAUAGUUCAAACACGUGCUGUUCGCUUUGUUUACGAUCCAUCACUUCAGAUAAAUGAAUAUAAAACGUUUAGUAGUAAUUCACAAAUUCAUCUUGUCUGCGCUAAUGAUAUUCCACUAGUGUCAACUAAAUUUUUCUAUCAUCAUUAA